Chinchilla lanigera (long-tailed chinchilla) is the source of this 460-nucleotide messenger RNA. RefSeq names its product NADH dehydrogenase (ubiquinone) 1 alpha subcomplex, 2, 8kDa (gene Ndufa2). NCBI's taxonomy places the organism in Eukaryota, Metazoa, Chordata, Mammalia, Rodentia, Chinchillidae. The coding region runs from base 58 to 342 and encodes 94 amino acids. The record is from RefSeq and is a predicted model, not a curated record. The transcript is spliced from 3 exons.
UCCGGCUGAAGAACCUGGGCAGAAAGUCUGGGACCCGAAUGUGAGUGAUAAGUGGAGAUGGCGGCGUCGGCGGGCAGUAGAGCGACUCUGCGUGAGAUUCGCAUCCACUUAUGCCAGCGCUCGCCCGGCAGCCAGGGCGUCAGGGACUUCAUCGAGAAACGCUAUGUGGAGCUGAAGAAGGCGAACCCUGACCUUCCCAUUCUAAUCCGCGAAUGUUCCGAUGUUCAGCCCAAACUGUGGGCCCGCUACGCAUUUGGUCAAGAAAAGAAUGUCUCUUUGAACAACUUCAGUGCUGAUCAGGUAACCAGAGCCCUGGAAAAUGUGCUAAGUGGCAAAGGUUGAAGCCUUCACUGAGGAUUAUGACCAAGAACCCCAGAAUGUGGGCUCUGCUGGACAGUACAAUGAGAAAAUGUGUUCUCUUCCUUAUAAAGCUUGUGCUAUAAAAUGCCACUUCACAGUG